This is a messenger RNA of Lactuca virosa, 1131 nucleotides long. NCBI's taxonomy places the organism in Eukaryota, Viridiplantae, Streptophyta, Magnoliopsida, Asterales, Asteraceae. The record is from the annotation of a GenBank genome assembly.
AUGAUGGUAGAAGAUAGAUUGAGCAGCUUGCCAGAUGAGCUUAUUCAUAAGAUUCUGUCUUGUUGUGACAUAAAAUUUGCUGUUAAAACAUGUUUGUUGUCAUCAAGAUGGAAGCUUGUCUGGACAUCGUUGCCCUGUCUCAACUUCUCAAGUCGGCAGUUUCGUACUUUACAUAAGUUUGCCGAAUUUGUGACUCAUUUCCUGUCUCAACGCAACCAUCAAAUACAAGUGUCUUCCGUAAAGCUACAUUUCUAUGGAGCAGCUAAUAAGGAUUUUGUGAGAAAGAUUGCAAACUAUGCAUUUUCUCACAAUGUUCAAGAACUAACUGUCUCUAGUUCGUGCUCAAAUAGCCGCCAAGUUUACCCUUCUUGCCUAUUUAGGUCUCAGUCUCUUAAGCAUUUCACAUUCACUUGCAAUUAUAUGCGACUUUGCACUACUAAAACUGAAGCACCUUUGGAUUUUCCAUCUUUAACAACUUUGAAUCUCAGUUACAUCACAUUGUCGGGUGAUCUUUUCUCCAAGUGCGUAAACUUAAAGAAUCUCACUUUAGAAUGGUUCACCAUCAAGGAUGUGGAAGUAUUUGACAUCAUUACACCUCGUCUUUCUAAUCUCAUGCUUAUCCAUGGCAGACGUUCAAUAGCAAUCAAUGUGAAUGCACCUCAACUUGAGAAUCUCACAACAAGCAAUUGCUAUUUCAAUUCCUUGAAUGCUCCACCAGGACUUUCGUCUUUGUGCUACACAUUUCAGCUGUCGCCUUGUAGUCUUGUGCGAUUCUCUAAUGAUCAGUUUCAUUCUCUAAACAAAGUGACUAUCUGUUUGUCUGACUAUUAUCCAACCAUGCCAUGUAAGGAGGAAGGUGCUCGCAAGAUUAUUAACAUGCUUCAACAGCUCCAUAGUGCCAGAUAUCUUACACUUAGCGCGGACAUUGUUGAGUAUAUUUCCUUAUUUCCAGAUUUGUUAUCUCAACAUCCUUCACCCUUUAGCAACUUGAUUUGCUUGACUAUGGACUACAGCAAGCAGAAGGAUGCAGUCAUAGUAACAAAGUCUAGUGAAGCUAGAAAUUUCUUUCUUGAGAACUCUCCAAGCGCCACUUUUACCAUGCUAUUACCCAAGGUUCAUAGUAGAAGAUGA